AUGCAAUUUAACCUCCUCAUCAACGUUUCUUCAGACGCCGAAAUAAAGCGAGUUGACUGGAGCGGCAAAACCACAAUGAGAACUAAAGUGGUUUUCCUCUUUGUGGCAAUUAAAAUCACAAAGUGGCAACCUUAUGCGAAUGGUAUCGAAGUUCCAUCCAUUCUACCCAUGCAAGCAGAUUCAUCUCCCACUCCAGAAGUCAAACCCAACCCCUUUCAUUCCCACCAUGGUUUGCAGAAAAGAAAUUCACUUCCAACGCGAGUAAAUGUUGGUUUUGGAAGAUUUGUCAGCACUCUAGAGCGCGGCGAGAUGGAGAGUGAACAUUUUGCCCUUUCCAAAUACUCUUCCAGCCACUGCCAUAUGCUCCAGACGUACUGGAUUGUUCUACUUUACCCAGCUUUUCUUAUGCUUAAUUUAGCCAAAUGGGAGGAAUGGGAGGAGGAGGAGGAAGAAGAAGAAGAAGAGACGAAAGAAGAUGCCGUCUUUCACAAGACUGCGUCGCGACCGUAG
Molecule: messenger RNA, 510 nt
Organism: Hydatigera taeniaeformis
Lineage: Eukaryota; Metazoa; Platyhelminthes; Cestoda; Cyclophyllidea; Taeniidae
Source: the annotation of a GenBank genome assembly